Messenger RNA from Paramormyrops kingsleyae, 2288 nucleotides. Its product is annotated as CMP-N-acetylneuraminate-beta-galactosamide-alpha-2,3-sialyltransferase 1. Gene Ontology annotation, cellular component: membrane. Gene Ontology annotation, biological process: sialylation. Lineage: Eukaryota; Metazoa; Chordata; Actinopteri; Osteoglossiformes; Mormyridae. Gene Ontology annotation, molecular function: beta-galactoside (CMP) alpha-2,3-sialyltransferase activity. The record is from RefSeq and is a predicted model, not a curated record.
UGUUACACGUUACAUCAGCACGGUAAAGCUGCCUGGACCUUGCUCUUUCAUUAUGGACACACUAUAAGCACUGAUCGUAACCUUACAUCUGCGACCGGGGCGUGUUUUCUGGAAGAGGAAACCUACAACCAUCACUAAGGAGUAUGAGGAGCCGUCUUGUCUUUGGUUUUAGGCAGCAUCAGAAAUGGAAAAUUGAACAGAGGAUGGAAUGAAUACAAAUCGUGGUGUUUUUCAUUUUUAAAUGCACGCUGUCCGGCAGUUGAUAGUGAGAGGCUGUGAAGAGAGAGAGAAUCAGGAGCUCUCAACACCAGACACGGCAUUGCAAGUCCUCACACCCGGCUCAGAGAAAACUGGAACCUGUAGAUCAAAUGGGAUAGUUCUGUCAGUAAUUUAAUCAUUUUAAGAAAUCUGAAUGCCACUUAAUAAUGAAUUUGCACACAACUCCACAAUUUAAAUUUAAUUUGUUUUCAUUUUUUUUUCUAAGGCUCUCGGGAAACAUCAUGGACAUUAUUCUUCUACAAGCUGGCAUCAAAGGGACAUAGACUUCUGGGACAAGCUCAUUUUACUUUAAGAUAAACUAUUUUAUAAUUGUGUUAGACGGUCUUUUUAAGUACACUCUGUAUUUGCAGAUUACCACUUUCGUGUACUGUGGGUUUGCACAUUCUUUUUUCCGUAUGAUCGUGAGCUACUAUGAUGUGAAUGACCUAAACAUGCUCCUUGCAUCUCUUAAUCCUGUCGAACCCUGGCUGUGAGACACACCUCCCCCCCACCUUCUGCAAUUUACAAGAUGUUUGUCAUCAAGCACAGGAAUCGUCGAAAAUUUGCUUUUUUCUGCAUCAUCUCCCUGACGACGCUCUUUCUCAGCUACACCUAUCACGACCCUUCGCUGUACCUCUUAAAACUUGCCUUCAGACAGCCCAGCGGCGAUUUCCCCAAGGGGCCGUGUGCCUGUACGACAUGUAUAACUCAGAUGGAUGAUGACUGGUUUAGUGAGCACUUUAACCAGUCCAUACCACCACUGCUGUCAAAGAAGAAUAGCCUGCUUACAGAGGACACCUACAACUGGUGGCAGUGGCUGCAGAGAGAGAAGGAUCCAGCCAACUACAGUGAUGUGGUGCAGAGGCUUUUUGAGCUCAUUCCCGAUGAGGAGUGGUAUAUCGACUCAGAGCCCGGUCGCUGCAGGACCUGCGCGGUGGUAGGGAAUUCUGGGAACCUCAAGGGAUCGAGUUACGGAGCACGCAUCGACUCGCAUGAUUUUGUUAUAAGAAUGAAUCAUGCUCCUACAUUGGGCUACGAAGAUGAUGUCGGGAGCAAAACCACUCAUCACCUCAUGUACCCUGAAAGUGCCAAACAUUUGCGGAACAGUACAAGCUUGGUGCUGGUCCCCUUUAAGACCCUGGACCUGGAGUGGAUCAUCAGUGCAUUAACCACAGGUACCAUCACCCAGACUUACGUACCUGUCAAAUCCAGGAUAAAAGCUAACAAGGAUAAGGUGUUGGUGUACAACCCCACCUUCUUCAAAUAUGUCUAUGACACCUGGCUCGAGAACCAUGGAAGGUACCCCUCCACAGGCUUCCUUGCCUUAAUGUUUGCCAUUCACAUUUGUGACGAGGUGAGUGCCUAUGGAUUUGGAGCGGACAUGAAAGGAAACUGGCACCACUACUGGGAAAACAACCCUGGAGCUGGAGCAUUUCGCCACACCGGGGUGCAUGAUGGGGAUUACGAAUACAACAUUACCAUGCUGCUGGCUGACAAAGACAAGAUAAAAGUGUUUAAAGGAAGAUGACGCCUUAACCACUUCAACGUGUUUAUCUAAACAACAUGGAUCUACUGAGUGUGCUUUCAACAUGGGAAGCGUUGAAUGACGAUGGACUGAAGGCAAUUCUACUCUUCUUGACCUAACUUUGUUCACAUUCUAGGUUUAUAAUGCUUUUUUUUUAUUGGAAAUGGAAAGCAACACUGCCUUAUAUCAUACGGCCCAUGAGCAGAAGUGGAGUCGAGUCGAAUUUGAGCUAACAAUCUAAAUGAGUGAUUUGAGAUUAAAUGAGAUUUAGUUGCUAACAACACCACGUAACACUGCGUUUAUCAUCAGUAAGCUUGCAGCACCACCUUGUGGGCAGUAGAAAAAGCUCAUCAGUGUCACGAUGGGUUACAUUUUCAAAAUUAUAUCAGUGUGAUUUCCCCUAAUGGUUUAUAUUAUAUAUAUAUAUCAGAUAUCACAUUACAUGAUGAACGGGUACUUGGUUUCUAAAAAAAAAAUCCCAGUAUUCCAUCGAUGUGGAAAGACU